Fusarium vanettenii 77-13-4 is the source of this 1154-nucleotide messenger RNA. RefSeq lists its product as uncharacterized. Gene Ontology annotation, molecular function: oxidoreductase activity, acting on NAD(P)H as acceptor. The coding region runs from base 124 to 1017 and encodes 297 amino acids. The record is from RefSeq and is a predicted model, not a curated record. NCBI's taxonomy places the organism in Eukaryota, Fungi, Ascomycota, Sordariomycetes, Hypocreales, Nectriaceae. The transcript is spliced from 3 exons.
GCUUCCCGCUUGCGGCUGCAACUCUUGAACCUCAAUUGAAACUCUACUAAACACCUCCUGCUGGAUCAGAACCAAGUACUUUUCUAAACGACUAUUCACCCUGUGAGAAGAGAAUCAUUCAAGAUGGGCGCUCCACUGGAUAUCCCCCACUACAAGCUCAAUGACGGCAAUGAGAUCCCGGUUCUUGCUUUUGGUCUGGGAACUGCUCAGUACAAGAACGACCCCAACAGCGGCCUCGAUGCUCAUGUGAUUGACAUCACCACCAAGGCCAUUGGGGUCGGCUAUCGCCAUCUCGACGGUGCCGAAGUUUACGGCAACGAGGAGGAGCUUGGCCAGGCCAUCAAGGCGGGUGGCGUUCCCAGGGAGCAGCUCUAUGUCACCACCAAGAUCCCCGCCGAGAAGAAGGGUUCCGCCAUUGACUCGUUUGACGUCUCCCUUAAGAAGCUCGGCCUUGAGUACGUCGAUUUGUAUCUCAUCCACGGCCCCUGGUUCGCCGAGACCGACGAGGACCUGCAGAAGCGCUGGGCUGAGCUCGAGCAGCUCCAGGCGUCUGGUCGUGUCAAGUCCAUCGGCGUGUCCAACUUCCUGCAGGUGCACCUCGAGGCCAUCCUCAAGACGGCCAAGGUCAAGCCCGCCAUCAACCAGAUCGAGUACCACCCUUAUCUCCAGCACGGUGAUCUCGUUGCCUUCCACAAGAAGCACGGCAUUGCUGUGUCCUCCUACGGUCCCCUUACCCCUCUCGUCACAGCCAAGGGUGGUCCCGUCGACAGUCUUUACACUGAAUUGGCCAAGAAGUAUGAUGUCACAGAGUCUGAGAUUGGUCUCCGAUGGGUGAUCGAUCAAGACAUCAUUGCGCUCACAACGAGCAACAAGGUGGAGAGACUCGAGGGCUACCUGUCCAGGCUUCCCAAGUUCAAGUUGACACCUGAGGAGAUUGCCGAGAUCUCCAGACUGGGAAGCCAAAAGCACUUCCGCGGAUUCUGGAAGAACAAGUUUGAUGAGAACGAUCGAUCCUAAGUUGCUGGAGAUUCACGUUGUAAUGUGUCAUGAUAGAAAUAGCAGUCGAUUGCUAUAAGUGGACACUGAGUCCGCGUAAAGUUGAUUUAUACAAUGACUACUUGAGAGACAUAUCUAUGCAAGGCUUUGUACCUCUC